GCUUGUGGAGGAGUCCGCGCAGCGCCGUCUAACAGGUGAUCCGCGUCACUCCCAGGCCAUACCGAAGCGGCUGAACGCUGUGCCAGGGCUCCUUAUGCUCUUCUGUUCUGGGACGUGAAAACGCCUUCCGCCUUAUUGGUCGUCCAAAAAGGUGCACCGGUCACAGUAUAAGAGUCAAAAACCAGUAUUACCAAAAAGACACUACGAGCGUCAGGGUGCAGAGUGGCUUUCUUCGAUUAACGAACCGGCAGGACCAUCGUAGUCUCUAAAAUCGGGUUCUGCAGUGGUGGCGAAAGCGUAACAGGGUCCUACUUGUUGCUCAGGUUGAAAUGCAGUGGUGAAAUCACAGCAUGCUGCAGCCUUGACCUCCUAAGUACAAACAGUCCUCCCACCUCAGCCUCCACAGUAGCUGGGAUUACAGGUGUUUGCUGACUAGCACUUUGGAGAGUGUAUGCUUAUCUGCCAUGUCCAUAACAGAACGAACUGUGUAUUCCCUUUCUGAUGCAUUGGGUAGCAAUUUUCCGCCUUUGGACAGUUCAGCACAUACUUCUCUUCAUAUGGACUCAGUACUACUGACAAGAGCCAUCCUCUGAGAUUACUAAGAUGACUUGCAUCCCUUGAAGUGUUGGAGCCAAAACAUGAAGAGCUAAUUCCUUUAUCAAAUGGGAUUUAGAAAGCUAGUAAAUCAGCUUAUACAGGUUGCCUAUUUACUUGAAUUUAAACAAGCCAUUGUUUUCAAAAUAGCAAGGUUCUCUACUUAAAAGACAAUGACUACUGAUGAAGGUGCCAAGAACAAUGGAGAAAGCCCCACAGCCACUGUUGCUGAGCAGGGAGAGGAUAUUACCUCCAAAAAAGACAGGGGAGUAUUAAAGAUUGUCAAAAGAGUGGGGAAUGGUGAGGAAACGCCGAUGAUUGGAGACAAAGUUUAUGUCCAUUACAAAGGAAAAUUGUCAAAUGGAAAGAAGUUUGAUUCCAGUCAUGAUAGAAAUGAACCAUUUGUCUUUAGUCUUGGCAAAGGCCAAGUCAUCAAGGCAUGGGACAUUGGGGUGGCUACCAUGAAGAAAGGAGAGAUAUGCCAUUUACUGUGCAAACCAGAAUAUGCAUAUGGCUCGGCUGGCAGUCUCCCUAAAAUUCCCUCGAAUGCAACUCUCUUUUUUGAGAUUGAGCUCCUUGAUUUCAAAGGAGAGGAUUUAUUUGAAGAUGGAGGCAUUAUCCGGAGAACCAAACGGAAAGGAGAGGGAUAUUCAAAUCCAAACGAAGGAGCAACAGUAGAAAUCCACCUGGAAGGCCGCUGUGGUGGAAGGAUGUUUGACUGCAGAGAUGUGGCAUUCACUGUGGGCGAAGGAGAAGACCACGACAUUCCAAUUGGAAUUGACAAAGCUCUGGAGAAAAUGCAGCGGGAAGAACAAUGUAUUUUAUAUCUUGGACCAAGAUAUGGUUUUGGAGAGGCAGGGAAGCCUAAAUUUGGCAUUGAACCUAAUGCUGAGCUUAUAUAUGAAGUUACACUUAAGAGCUUCGAAAAGGCCAAAGAAUCCUGGGAGAUGGAUACCAAAGAAAAAUUGGAGCAGGCUGCCAUUGUCAAAGAGAAGGGAACCGUAUACUUCAAGGGAGGCAAAUACAUGCAGGCGGUGAUUCAGUAUGGGAAGAUAGUGUCCUGGUUAGAGAUGGAAUAUGGUUUAUCAGAAAAGGAAUCGAAAGCUUCUGAAUCAUUUCUCCUUGCUGCCUUUCUGAACCUGGCCAUGUGCUACCUGAAGCUUAGAGAAUACACCAAAGCUGUUGAAUGCUGUGACAAGGCCCUUGGACUGGACAGUGCCAAUGAGAAAGGCUUGUAUAGGAGGGGUGAAGCCCAGCUGCUCAUGAACGAGUUUGAGUCAGCCAAGGGUGACUUUGAGAAAGUGCUGGAAGUAAACCCCCAGAAUAAGGCUGCAAGACUGCAGAUCUCCAUGUGCCAGAAAAAGGCCAAGGAGCACAACGAGCGGGACCGCAGGAUAUACGCCAACAUGUUCAAGAAGUUUGCAGAGCAGGAUGCCAAGGAAGAGGCCAAUAAAGCAAUGGGCAAGAAGACUUCAGAAGGGGUCACUAAUGAAAAAGGAACAGACAGUCAAGCAAUGGAAGAAGAGAAACCUGAGGGCCACGUAUGACGCCACGCCAAGGAGGGAAGAGUCCCAGUGAACUCGGCCCCUCCUCAAUGGGCUUUCCCCCAACUCAGGACGGAACAGUGUUUAAUGUAAAGUUUGUUAUAGUCUAUGUGAUUCUGGAAGCAAAUGGCAAAACCAGUAGCUUCCCAAAAACAGCCCCCCUGCUGCUGCCCGGAGGGUUCACUGAGGGGUGGCACGGGACCACUCCCGGUGGAACAAACAGAAAUGACUGUGGUGUGGAGGGAGUGAGCCAGCAGCUUAAGUCCAGCUCAUUUCAGUGUCUAUCAACCUUCAGUAUCCAAUUCAGGGUCCCUGGAGAUCAUCCUAACAAUGUGGGGCUGUUAGGUUUUACCUUUGAACUUUAAUAGCACUGCAGAAACCUUUAAAAAAAAAAAUGCUUCAUGAAUUUCUCCUUUCCUACAGUUGGGUAGGGUAGGGGAAGGAGGAUAAGCUUUUGUGUUUUAAAUGACUGAAGUGCUAUAAAUGUAGUCUGUUGCAUUUUUAACCAACAGAACCCACAGUAGAGGGGUCUCGUGUCUCCCCAGUUCCACAGCAGUGUCAACAGACGUGAAAGCCAGAACCUCAGAGGCCACUUGCUUGCUGACUUAGCCUCCUCCCAAAGUCCCCCUCCUCAGCCAGCCUCCUUGUGACAGUGGCUUUCUACCACACACAGCCUGUCCCUGGGGGAGUAAUUCUGUCAUUCCUAAAACACCCUUCAGCAAUGAUAAUGAGCAGAUGAGAGUUUCUGGAUUAGCUUUUCCUAUUUUCGAUGAAGUUCUGAGAUACUGAAAUGUGAAAAGAGCAAUCAGAAUUGUGCUUUUUCUCCCCUCCUCUAUUCCUUUUAGGGAAUAAUAUUCAAUACACAGUACUUCCUCCCAGCAUUGCUACUGCUCAGCUUCUUCUUUCAUUCUAAUCCUUGCUAUUAAGAAUUUAAGACUUGUGCUUACAAUAUUUUUGACCUGGAGUGGAUCUAUUUACAUAGUCAUUUAGGAUCCAUGCAGCUUUUUUUGUCUUUUUAAGAUUAUUGGCUCAUAAGCAUAUGUAUACUGGUUUAUGGAACUUUAUUUACACUCCUCUAUCAUGCAAAAAAUUUUUUGACUUUUUAGUACUAAGCUUAAUUUUUAAAAACAAAAUCUGUAGGGUUGACAAAUAAAUAGUUGCUCUUCUACACUAGGGGUUUCACCUGCAGGUUUGACACGCAGUUGCUCGCUUUUCCUGCCCUGUCAAGCUUCUCUGUUCUGGCGUGAGUUGUGAAAGAGUUGAAGACAGCUUCCCAUGCCGGUACACAGCCAGUAGCCUAAAUCUCCAGUACUUGAGCUGACCAUUGAACUAGGGCAAGUCUUAAAUGUGUACAUGUAGUUGAAUUUCAGUCCUUACGGGUAAACAGAUUGAGCAUGGCUCUCUAUUCCCUCAGCCUAAGAAACACUCAUGGGAAUGCAUUUGGCAACCCAAGGAACCAUUUGCUUAAACCUGGAACAUCUCACUUUUUUAAAUCCUAAAAAACACUGGCAGUUAUAUUUUAAAUUAGUUUUUAUUUUUAUGGUGGUUUUAUCAAAAGACUUUUAUUAUUAGAUUGGGACCCCCUUCAAACCUACAAAUCAAGUUAUUUCCUUUUAUAAUACUUUUCUUCCCCAUGGAACAAAUGGGAUCAAUUUGUGAGUUUUUUCCUUUAAUGAUAACUAAAAUCCCUCUAAUUUCUCAUUUAUGCUUUUGUCUUUUUUAUGAAAUAUUUCUUUUAAAAGCCCCAGUCUCACCUACGAAAUAUGAAGAGCAAAAGCUGAUUUUGCUUACUUGCUAAACUGUUGGGAAAGCUCUGUAGAGCAUGGUUCCAGUGAGGCCAAGAUUGAAAUUUGAUACUAAAAAGGCCACCUAGCUUUUUGCAGAUAACAAACAAGAAAGCUAUUCCAAGACUCAGAUGAUGCCAGCUGUCUCCCACGUGUGUAUUAUGGUUCACCAGGGGGAACUGGCAAAAGUGUGUGUGGGGAGGGGAAGGGUGUGUGAGUGGUUCUGAGCAAAUAACUACAGGGUGCCCAUUACCACUCAAGAAGACACUUCACGUAUUCUUGUAUCAAAUUCAAUAAUCUUAAACAACUUGUGUAGAAGUCCACAGACAUCUUUCAACCACCUUUUAGGCUGCAUAUGGAUUGCCAAGUCAGCAUAUGAUGAAUUAAAGACAUUGUUUUUUUAAAAAAAAUCAUUUAGAUGCACUUUUUUGUGUGUUCUUUAAAUAAAUCCAAAAAAAAUGUGA
Molecule: messenger RNA, 4386 nt
Organism: Pan troglodytes (chimpanzee)
Lineage: Eukaryota; Metazoa; Chordata; Mammalia; Primates; Hominidae
Gene: FKBP5
Product: FKBP prolyl isomerase 5
Exons: 14
Coding region: 768-2141 (457 amino acids)
Molecular function (GO): protein binding; peptidyl-prolyl cis-trans isomerase activity
Source: RefSeq, a predicted model, not a curated record